This is a messenger RNA of Lentinula edodes (shiitake mushroom), 2199 nucleotides long. RefSeq lists its product as uncharacterized. The transcript has a single exon. The record is from RefSeq and is a predicted model, not a curated record. Lineage: Eukaryota; Fungi; Basidiomycota; Agaricomycetes; Agaricales; Omphalotaceae. Bases 261 to 2117 code for a protein of 618 amino acids.
UUGAUCACGAAUCCAGAUCCAGGCGAAGGGCAGGACUACGAGGUGUUUUGUUUUCGUCUCUAAGCGUGUUCGAAAAUCUGAAACAAUCUAUUGAUACUUUCAGAUCGAAGUCAACGGGGCGGAUUGGAGUACUAUCUCUGGUUUGGCGGAUACCACGGCUGCCAUCACGAAUGCAGCAUUUGAUUUCAGUGCGUCUCUCGCUUUGUGAGCAUGAGGCAGUAGCGUAGCUAGGUAGAUGAUAAGCGCCUCUUAAGCGCCACAUGACGCGUCCACAUCGUGCUUCAACGUUCAACUACCACAGCAAUUUUAUUUUCGCCCACAGAAUGGACGAACCUUCUGAAGUAUCCAUGGACAUAACUCGUUCACCUUUUCAUUCAAUAAUCGGAACUAAUUGCUCCCUUUCUCAAGUAGAAAGAGCAUCCCUAAAAGAGUUUCUUGUUGCACCACAACUCGAAAAGUCCCGGUUAGAGGCGGAGUUAUCUCGUGUCCAGGCUCAUUUGAAGAGUACUGAGGAAUACAUUCAUGCUCACCAAAUGUUGCUAUCUCCAAUUCGCAAGCUGCCUCCGGAAACGCUCGCUGAGAUCUUUAUGCAUUGUGUUCUGGCCGCAGAUGCGGUGCGAAGUUUGCAAGAAGCCCCUCUCCUAUUAACCAUCAUUUGUCGAGAUUGGAGGAGAGUUGCCAUCGACACUCCUCUGUUGUGGAAAUCCCUUCACUUCUACCUUCCUCCACACUUAAACCAGGAUGCGUUAUCCCUGCGACUCGCAGGAAUCUCUCUAUGGCUUGAACGCUCUGGUUCUCUUCCAUUGUCCAUUUCAUUUCAUGGCAGAACAGCCUAUAGUUCGCCGCUGGUAGGAGAAUUUGAUGAGCAUCAGACGAAGAAGAACAUGGAGUCUUGCAUCCGCACUCUGAUGCGGUUCGCUAAUAGGAUCGCAACUCUAUCAUUAUCAUUACCUCUCUCAGAUUUCGCGCUCUUCGAUGAACUAUCUCCCCCAAAAUUUCCUGCCCUUAUAUACCUUCGAUUACGAGAUGCAAAUCUACACGAGGGAUCGUACGGACAUCUAUCUGAAACUCCAGCAAUCGCUUUCCUUCCUUCUUUACUUGGUCGAAUGCCAGUAUUGAGCACACUUAAAGUUCAUGAAUUUCAUCUUCGUAGAAAUGCUGCUCUGAGCUUUGGACUAGGCUCUUUGACCAACAUCGAUCUAUCUACCGGGGGCAUUACUACAUUUGGGGUGCUUCUUACUACGAAUGAAGGGCUGGCUCUUUUAGCGCAAACCCCAUUGGUACAGAGCGUUAAAAUAACUAUCCAUCUGGGAAAUAGUAAUAAUAAUCCCAAUGACACCAGUUCUCCGGCGCGCACUGAGGUCCACCUCAAUCAACUGGUGGAAAUGCGUCUUGUCUUUAUCAGAGUCUCGAGACUAGUUGAACUAUCCUCCGAUAUGCAAACGCAUAUGACUCUCUUCUUCGACAGUAUUCAAUGUCCUUUGUUAGAAUCCUUUUCCGUGUCCUGGCAAGGAUUGCUGAUCACUCAGUUGCCAUUUCGUGCGUUACCUCUCAACAAAUUGGAUUCUUUGGACUUGGAUAUCUCCAUGGACUCGACAACUUUGUUGGAAUGCCUUUCGCUAGUUACCAACAUAAAAUCCUUGCGAUUCAAUGCUACCUCAGGCAGAGGUGGACCGGGUAAUGCUAUGAUUACCUGCUCGUUCGAGGAUUUACAUCUCUUGGGCCUCACACAAUCCUCCAAGGAUGUUGUUCCUCUCUGCCCACGGUUACAAAAGUUACAGCUGAUCAUGAAGACGACGGACGGUGGCUUGAAUAUGAACACCACGGCUCUGAUUAACUUAAUCCAAAGUCGGCGCAACACGCUCACAUAUUGCGACCUUUUCUUUCGUAACAGACCACCUUUUUCGCCGGAACAAUUAAUCAGUUUACGAAAACUUAAGGAUGAUGGGUUGAACCUGCGACUGCAUUGUGCCAAACCACUCUUACCGCCAAACUUGGAUCCGCCCACGAUGGGUCUUCCAGAUCUACCAUAUAUGCAUCGGCGACCUCUUUUACACCAGAUGUAUACUGUCCCUGAUGUUAUGGAAGGCCCCUACGGUACAGAGGUCAUUAUUUGAAUGUUCUCCAACCUGUAUCUGUUGAAUGAAAAAUCAAAUUGCCUUGGUAUUCAUAGUGUUUGUUUGAAGAAGCUUGUUCGAG